AGGUCAAAGUUGCAAAGGAGCGAACGUUUGCACCGGCCAGAACCUCAAAUCAUAAUUUAUAAACGCCUACUGUGGAAAUUCAUCCUGUUCUCUUUCUUAACUUGGUCCGACAAUCAGGAAAAAUGUCAGAGAAGAUUGUAUUGUAUUAUUUCAAUGGAAGAGGAAAGAUGGAAUCGAUCAGAUGGCUUCUAGCAGCCGCAGGAGUUCAGUUCGAAGAGGUACUAUUCACCAAAAGGGAGCAGUAUGUUAAACUUCUGAAUGAUCAAGCUCUGAUGUUUGAGCAGGUGCCCCUGGUUGAAAUGGAUGGCUUGCAGCUUAUUCAGAGUAAAGCCAUUAUGAAUUACAUUGCGGGAAAAUACAAUCUCAGUGGGAAAGAUCUCAAAGACCGUGCCAUGAUUGACAUGUACACCGAGGGCCUGCUUGAUUUGAUGGAGAUGAUAAUGAUAAUGCCAUUCAAAAAAGAUGACAAACAGGCCCAGAUAGGUGUCAUACAGGGCAAAGCCACCAGCCGUUACUUCCCUGUAUAUGAAAAGGCUCUGAACGGUUCACAGUACCUUGUGGGGAACCAGCUUAGUCGUGCUGAUGUUCAUUUAAUGGAAGCCACUCUGAUGUUGGAGGAGAUAUGUCCUACUAUUCUUUCAACUUUUCCUAACCUGAAGGCAUUCCAGGGAAAGAUGAAAAGCCUGCCAACAAUCAGCAAAUUCCUCCAGCCCGGAAGUCAGAGAAAACCCCAACCAGACGAUGUUUAUAUCAAAAGUGUCAUGGAGGUUCUCGACCUCAAUAUAACAGGGUAAAAAUAAAUCAUGAUUCCUAUACUGCCUAUUCCUAUACCAAAUUGAGCAAAAAUCUAUUUGAAAGUAUAUUCACGUUAAAGCUUAUUCAUCAAGAUAAUAAUGUCCAAGUCAGAGGAAAGUGGUAAUUUGUUGCACAAGGUAACACAGUCCCUUGGCCUAGUUAAUGUGGCAGAGGUUAAGAACAUGUUGGACUUUGUACCCUGGCGAAUCCUGGUGAAAAAAGGCUGGAGUUAUGCCAGAGGUUUCCCUUUGUUUAAGUCUCUAUUACAUUCCCAUUUGCUUACAUAAAGUGCUUAUUGAAAAAAAGUCUCUGGUCCUGAUUUGUAUACUCAGAGAACUUAAAGGUACAAUAAAGUUUCUUAGUAUGACAAUCAUCAUAGUAAAGGAGAAAACUUGAAGAAAGGAAAAUAUGUACCAUAAAGCAGCGACUUUGGAGGGUAUGCAAAAUAGCUCAUUAUCAUGUUGUUCAUUGAGUAGGUGUUUGGGACGUUCAUCAUUUUAUGGUAAACUGCUGACGUCAUUAGAAAUGUACCCACAAGACAGCUGUAUAACAAGAGCUUUCGUUACAAGAGGACACACUUAGACUAGCACCUUCUCUAAACACUUUCAAAUCCCAUCUCAAAGCCCAUCUCUACUCCUUAGCUUUUAACUCAGUUUAACCCCCCCCCCCCCCCCCCCUCACCACCUCACCCUAGAUUUUAGAUGCUCAACUUCUUUACUCUGUUUAUCUAUCUUUAUUGCUUUGUUUUUAUGGGGUUUUUUUUCUAUACUUUAUUUUACUAUUAAUAUUUACUUACAUAUUAUUCUCACUGUAUCUACUCUACCAUCAUUUUGCAUUGCUAUUUUGGUUUCAUUGUUAUUAUUAUUACUUACUAAUCUUUACUAUGUUUCUUUAAAGUUAUUUUAUAAUUAUUUUACUUUAUUUUUAUUUUAUUUUACAGCACUUUGGUCAACUGUGGUUGUUUUUUAAAUGUGCUAUAUAAAUAAAUUGACAUUGACAUUGACAUUGACACUUGAAUUCAAAACCUUAUACACACUGUGUAGAAAGCACUACAAAAAUAAACAGAGCUAA
Molecule: messenger RNA, 1866 nt
Organism: Sardina pilchardus (European sardine)
Lineage: Eukaryota; Metazoa; Chordata; Actinopteri; Clupeiformes; Clupeidae
Gene: gsta.1
Product: glutathione S-transferase, alpha tandem duplicate 1
Exons: 7
Coding region: 123-794 (223 amino acids)
Biological process (GO): glutathione metabolic process
Molecular function (GO): glutathione transferase activity
Source: RefSeq, a predicted model, not a curated record